This is a messenger RNA of Haliotis rubra (blacklip abalone), 7113 nucleotides long. Its product is annotated as F-box-like/WD repeat-containing protein TBL1XR1. The record is from RefSeq and is a predicted model, not a curated record. Gene Ontology annotation, molecular function: protein binding; transcription corepressor activity. NCBI's taxonomy places the organism in Eukaryota, Metazoa, Mollusca, Gastropoda, Lepetellida, Haliotidae. Gene Ontology annotation, cellular component: histone deacetylase complex. Gene Ontology annotation, biological process: regulation of transcription by RNA polymerase II. Bases 552 to 2021 code for a protein of 489 amino acids. The transcript is spliced from 15 exons.
CGAUGUAUCACUCCGCGAGGUUAGUGCAACGAAACCCGCAGACAAAACCGAACGUGAAUUUAUUUAUAACAUCACUCUGAUAAUCGCUCAAUGGGUUUUUAUGCAUCUUACAGGACUCAUCGAUCGUCUUACGUUUGCACACAUCUACUCCUUUACUUGCAGUCAGAAGCCUGUUUGCCGCACUGCAUAGUGUUCUUCCGCCAUUGUCGCCAUAAGGAGGGGAAGUGAAGGCAACGCUGAAGAGUACCAAUUAUAAUUUAAAGAUUCUGCUAAUUAUUCACGGAAUAUUUUGUGGUUCGCACAGUGUUUGGAUGUAAACAGCACCGUAGUUUGUCGUUUUCGUCUGGAAUAUCGUAUUCUUUUUUCUAAGAAACGUGCACAACUUGUGUUGCGUUGUUUGGAACCUGCUGUGAACUUUUCGUGAGGCGCAGUAUUAUCAUACUGAUAUAAGAUUCUACUGCGGGGCAGUAACAGCAAGGUAUCUGUGUGAGCAGCUUUUGCUGAUGAUGUGAGUCCCGAUCUACCUGGAUGGUUCGUGAGCCUCAGUGACCAUGAGCCUAGGCAGUGACGAGGUCAACUAUCUCGUUUAUCGCUACCUGCAGGAAUCGGGGUUUGUGCAUUCAGCAUACACAUUUGGUAUUGAGAGUCAUAUCAGCCAGUCCAACAUCAAUGGGGCUUUGGUGCCUCCAGCUGCCCUUCUCAGCAUCAUCCAGAAGGGCCUGCAGUAUACGGAGGCAGAGAUCAGCAUCGGAGAGGAUGGGUCAGAGAGAGUACUCGAGUCUCUGACCUUGAUUGAUGCCAUUAUGCCCGAUGUGGUUGAGUCUCGGAAACAGGCUGCUGCCAAAGCCCACCCCAUUAAGACAGAGAAUGCCAACACAAAUGGAGAAGAUGCUUCUCUGACAGUCUCAAACCACACAGACACAAUGGAGGUUGAUGGAGCUGUGGAGAUCCCUGGCAACCGGGCCACAGUGCUUCGCGGCCAUGAGUCUGAGGUAUUCAUCUGUGCCUGGAACCCAACCAAUGAUCUCUUGGCUUCAGGGUCUGGUGACUCGACAGCUCGCAUCUGGAACAUGAACGACAACAGCAGCAACGCCAACCAGCUGGUGCUGAGACACUGUAUACAGAAAGGGGGGACUGAAGUCCCCAGUAAUAAGGAUGUCACGUCUCUGGACUGGAAUUGUGAUGGUACAUUACUGGCUACAGGGUCAUAUGAUGGUUAUGCGAGAAUAUGGAGUACAGACGGUCGUUUAGUAAACACAUUAGGGCAGCAUAAAGGACCUAUUUUCGCUCUCAAGUGGAAUAAGCGAGGGAACUACAUUUUAAGUGCAGGUGUAGAUAAGACAACGAUAAUCUGGGAUGCCAGUUCAGGGAACAGCACUCAACAGUUUGCGUUUCACUCGGCUCCUGCAUUAGAUGUAGACUGGCAGAGCAACACCAGCUUCGCAUCAUGUUCUACAGACCAGUGCAUUCAUGUCUGUCGGCUUGGCUCUGACAGACCCACCAAGACAUUCCAAGGACACACAAAUGAGGUGAACGCAAUCAAAUGGGACCCCCAAGGGCAGCUGCUGGCAUCCUGUUCAGAUGAUAUGACAUUAAAAAUCUGGAGUAUGAAGCAGGACUCGUGUGUGUAUGACUUACAAGCUCAUAACAAGGAGAUCUACACUAUCAAGUGGAGUCCUACAGGACCAGGCACCAACAACCCAAGUGCUCCAUUAAUCUUAGCUAGUGCAUCGUUUGACUCGACGGUCCGGUUGUGGGAGGUGGAUCGAGGCACCUGCCUCCACACCCUCACUCAGCAUCAGGAGCCUGUCUACAGUGUGGCCUUCAGUCCAGACGGCAGGUACUUGGCCAGCGGGUCCUUUGACAAGUGUGUUCACAUAUGGAAUGUGCAGAAUGGAACACUAGUUAAUAGUUAUAGAGGAACAGGGGGAAUAUUCGAGGUUUGCUGGAAUCAUCGAGGGGACAAAGUUGGUGCCAGUGCAUCGGAUGGCUCAGUGUUUGUACUAGACUUGAGGAAGUAGACUGGAAGAGGGAACCAUGUGAUUAACUACCAUCUUAACAGUGCCAUUAUGGCAGCAGUGGAAAAGAGGAGGAAGUUGCCACAGUGGACCAACAACUCACUGACGGCUUUCUGGGGAGCCUGCUGGGCACUGCCAUGGAGUUGAGAUGAGAUUGACACCAGAAGCUUCACAGGCAUGUGUGAUGUUCAUGGGACAGGGAUGUAGAACGUGAUGAUCACAUGUUUGUUCCACUGGGUUGACAUCAGGAGCUUCACAGGCAUGUGUGAUGUUCAUAGGAGGGGGUUGUAGAACGUGAUGAUCACAUGUUUGUUCCACUGGGUUGACACCAGGAGCUUCACAGGAAUGUGUGAUGCCCAUGGGACAGGGAUGUAGAACGUGAUGAUCACAUGUUUGUUCCACUGGGUUGACACCAGGAGCUUCACAGGAAUGUGUGAUGUUCAUGGGACAGGGAUGUAGAACGUGAUGAUCAAAAUGUUUGUUCCACUGGGUUGACAUCAGGAGCUUCACAGGCAUGUGUGAUGCCCAUGGGACAGGGAUGUAGAACGUGAUGAUCACAUGUUUGUUCCACUGGGUUGACAUCAGGAGCUUCACAGGCAUGUGUGAUGCCCAUGGGACAGGAAUGUAGAACAUGAUGAUCACAUGUUUGUUCCACUGGGUUGACAUCAGGAGCUUCACAGGCAUGUGUGAUGUUCAUGGGACAGGGAUGUAGAAUGUGAUGAUCACAUGUUUAUUCCACUGGGUUGACAUCAGGAGCUUCACAGGCAUGUGUGAUGUUCAUGGGACAGGGAUGUAGAACGUGAUGAUCACAUGUUUGUUUCACUGGGUUGACAUCUGCUUUACCCAGACAAUGUUGUGUGUGCAAGAUGGGAUGCUGGAACAACAUAAUUGACCUUGAAAUUGGUGAAUGUGAAGGUGGAGCCAGUGUCUUCUCCAGUGCAAGGACACCUCCAGGAAUGCCUGUAGUGGCACCCCAAAACAGACUGUCCAAAGGACUGUUGAUGCCCUUCCCAUAGAACAGCAUCCAUCACCACCACAGAAUCCUUCGAAGUGCUGUUGACACUGUUAGUUGAGUCCCAGGAUAUAGCAGUCCGACCACCCUGACGACGUACGUCAGCAGAGGUUAGCUAGCUCCAGUACUGGGCUUCCUUUCUUUCCAUUCAGUUUUCACAAUGGAGCCCCAGUCAGUGUUAUAUUGACAAGUGCUUAAAGCCUGGCUAUGUGUACAAGGAGCGUAUGUGAGUGUGUUUGCGUGUGUGAGAGGAUGGCAUGAGAUAGGUCCACUGCCUGAAAGUGGCUUCUUUCAUGAGAUGCCUAUCUCUGAAUGUCCUCACUUGCUUCAUGAGCAGCUUUCAUCAUCUUCAUCUUCAUCUUCCUUAGAUAUCUUCAUUUAUUCAAGCAUCAGAGAAUCUAACAAUGUUCUGAUUAUCAUUUACUUUCCUGUUCUAUUGCAUUCAGAGUUGGCGAUCCUCCACACGUUCCCACUGAAAGUGCUAGAAAGUGCUACAGUGCAGAGUUGUCAAACACAUGUGCUGUUAUUAUUACCGAACUGUCUGCCACACUUGAUUCUUGAAUAUAUUCUUGAAAGAUUUCUUUACUUGAUGUAAAAAUUAGGUUCCUGGGAACAGAUGAGAUUGUUCGUGAUUGGGUGAGAGGCUUGAGUCAGUUUUCUAAGUUUAUGUGACUGACCACUAUCUAUCACUGUGUACCUUGUUACCUUCCAUUCUUGAAGGGAUAGAGGUGCUUCUGUCAGCUUAAAUUAUUGGUUUGAAUACAAGAGCCUUCCUUAUUUUGAUUCUUAAUUUAUCUUGCACCAUACCAGUGCCCUGAGUUGAACAAGUGGUGACCUCACCUUCGUCAGCCAACAGUGAUAUGACUGAAAUACUGGUGCAAGCAAACCCCGCUCACUGACUCAUUCACUCACUCACUCAUUCCAUGGAGGCAUCUUCUGCAUUUACUGUAGACAAUGAUACCAGUCCUGCCCAUUAAAGAAUAUAUUGUAGGUUAUGUCAAGUUACUCUGAAGUUCCAGAUAAAACUGUGGACUUUCAAAAAUCAGUUUCAUAAUUUGGAGGUUAAGAAGAUUUUGUAUUGGAAUAUAUAUUUUUCAAUUACAGUUAUGAAUCCCAUAGUUCUCAUUACAGGUUUGUUUCCUAGCAAGUAGGAAUUGUUAAAAACAUUAUUUCUUGUAUCAUGUUAUUUUCAGCAAAUCAUAAGUGAUUUAUCAAUUGUAAAUAUUACAACAAAUUGUAAAUUCUAAUUUAAUGUUUAUUUUCAUUGGAAACAAACACAAAUUGAUGAACUUAUAUCAUCUGAUUUUAAAUAGUUUUAAAACUUCAAGUUAACUUUUAAUUCUUAUGUAACAUGAUUAGGUGAAUAUAAAUAUGUAUAUGCGAGAAUCCUGUUUGAGAAUAGUGACAGCCAGAUUGCUUUGUAGUUCAUGUUAUUAUCUUUACUAACAUUUCCUGUUUUGGAUUAGAUGUGGUAACUAUUGAAUUGUAAUUUCAAGCUUUUUGGUUCAGAUGUCAUGCCAAGAUACCAAAGUACAUUUGUUGCUAGGUGCUGAUCGGCUGAAGUGACUGUGUAGCUGGUGAUGGAUCUGUUACCAGCUGUAGGGGCCUCCCACCAAAUAAUGAAUAGUAAAUGUGUUAAUUUUACUUUGAUAUCCGUAGUUUGUGAUGUUUGAUGUUGCUGCCACCGCUGCCGCCUUUGUGGAACCACUUCUUCUGUUCAUGUAUUAGUUUACUCAAUUACCAUGGUAACCCAUGCAGUGUUCUUAUGUCAGCCUCUGAGAGGUGGCUCACAUCACAUCUGUUCAUUUGUCAUCCAGUAUGGAGGGUAGGGGUGUCCAUGGUGAUACAGGUGCAAGUACAUUGUUACCAAUACCUGUAUCUUCAUAUAACUUGUACUUAAUUAUUUUCCUUGAAGACCUCCACAAAAUCUGCUUGUGAUUAUAAUUUAUGAAUUGUUUCUCUAGAAAUGUCAUUUAAAAUGAAUCUGUUUGGUCCUUUGAACAAGUCAUUCAUCCUAAGAAUAUGUUUUAUAAGAGAAAUACAAAACUGAAAUUUUUAAGCUGCCGGUGUCCCUCAAAAUAUUUCAUCUUAAGUGUGAGGCUACUUGCAAGUGCCUAAUGCUCAGUUUGGUGUAUUACACUUGUUGUAUAAAGUGACCAGGGUUAGGGUCGGCCCUUUCAUAUAACACAGUUCACCAUGCAUAGUUGCUGCCAUUCAGUCUGCCGGGAUCCUAUCCUUUGGCUUGAUAAAUUUAGUUCAGCUAAAGUGGUAAAUGCUGUUGUGUAGGUGAACUACUCUUUAAAGCAUCCAAACUACUCCUUACUCUUUGAGUGAGCACUGCAUUGCACUAUGCCCCAUAGAAUGUGGAAUGUUCAUCCUUCAAAUGGCAAACUUCAAAGGUGAGACACAGGAACUUAAAUAAUUCUUAUCUGUCUCUAACCCUCCUGAGUUCACUAGAUUUUGCAUUUACAUGUCCCCUGAGUCUAUGGAGAAUCGUGCUACAUCUGACAUCUUAGCCGGUGUCUCAAUGCUGUCAUUUUUCAAACAUUUUCUAUGACAACACAUGGGCACAACAAGGACAGACUUUUCAUAUCCACAUGAAGGCAUCAUCACAUUCUCACAUUUCUGUCCCUGUUCAACACAUUCUGCAGCUGUCCAUGCACACCAGUUGAACACAUUCUGCAGUUGUCCAUGCACACCAGUUGAACACAUUCUGCAGCUGUCCAUACACACUAGUUGAACAUAUUUUGCAGCUGUCCAUGCACACUAGUUGAACAUAUUCUGCAGCUGUCCAUGCACAGAAAUUGGACAUGUUCUGUGACAGUCCAUGUAAAGUAGCUGUUCAUGGACAGUAGUGGAACAUGUUUAGCAGCUGUCCAUAUACAUUGGGUGAACAUGUCCUGGAACUGUCCAGUAUUGUAGCCCUCUCUUGCUGUCAUCAGUGCCUACUGCUCUGCUCAAUUUUAAUUUUAAUUAUUGUAAGUAAAUGUUUGAGGGUAUUCCACUGUAAUUAUCAUAAGAAACAAGAAGUAUGAUGUCUGAUUUAGUGUGAGAAUGAAGAUGUUCAAGAUGACGUUCACAUUUAGCAGUUUCCUUCCUCAGUUAACAAAGUUAUGACAAGGAAAGUAUUUAUUUAAAUGUACAUGAAGAGAAGUGUUCUCAACAUCAUAACCGUGGUGCAUUUCACUUAGUCAUAGAUGGGGAAACAUGUUCUUUGAUUAAUGAUACAUAUUGUUUGAGUUGUUUUCAUGAAGGUUUAUGUUAAAAACUUGUCACUGGGUUGCUGGUGUAAAACUGUGAAUGAAUGUUUGCCUUUCUGUUUAAUCUGUUUUAUAUUAGUGAUAAGCUAGUGUUUCCAUCUUCAGGUAUCAUCUCAUUCUCACAUUAAGCAUUAGGUUGUGAUUGUGGUCUGAUUGUGCAGGAGAUCUGUAGGGUGUCACUGUGUAUAUACACACAGACUGUACACUGCAUCCCACUGUUGGAUGCAUCUCAGAUUUCAAGAUGUGUCUUGUACUGUCAGAUGCUUCUUACUGUAUAAUGUCAUGUAAUGAAGGAUACCUCAUUAACUGGAGAAGGUGUCUUGUACUGUCAGAUGCUUUUCACUGUAUGUCAUGUAAUGAAGGCUGCUUCUUGCACACGGGGAUGUGUCCAGUAUUGUCUGUUGCAUCUCACUGCGGAAUCACUCUUGCAUUGUAUAGUGGGUCUUAUAUCACAUGGUGUGUACACAGAAUAGGGUGUGUGGCAUGGACACUCUGUUUCAUAACAAAGGUGCAUUGAUAGGUAUGGACACACAAGGAUGCUGUGUAAAUGGUGUGUCAUGCUGACUAUAUGGUAAACUUGCUGUACAGUGCUGCUAGUAUUGUACAGUGCAUGGUCUGUCAUCAAUCACUGGACCGGAGUAUCCACUCCGUAUCAUCAUCAUCAUCACAUAGGGAUCUGACACAUUGCUGCUGCUGCAGUGAUGGCCGCUGAAGUGUCAGGUAUUGGUGUACAUAUGUCUCACACUUUGUCCAUCAGAGACUCAUGUUUUGUAUCAUGUUGAGAUGUUUAAAAAAAUGGAAAAAUUAAAAAGUUAAAUAAUUA